Molecule: messenger RNA, 9724 nt
Organism: Erinaceus europaeus (western European hedgehog)
Lineage: Eukaryota; Metazoa; Chordata; Mammalia; Eulipotyphla; Erinaceidae
Gene: ELK4
Product: ETS transcription factor ELK4
Exons: 5
Coding region: 30-1325 (431 amino acids)
Biological process (GO): regulation of transcription by RNA polymerase II; cell differentiation
Cellular component (GO): nucleus
Molecular function (GO): sequence-specific DNA binding; DNA-binding transcription factor activity, RNA polymerase II-specific
Source: RefSeq, a predicted model, not a curated record
CGAUCCCGCGCGCAGCCUCGCUCACUGCUAUGGACAGUGCUAUCACCCUGUGGCAGUUCCUCCUUCAGCUCCUCAAGGAGCCUCAGCAUGAGAACAUGAUCUGCUGGACUUCUAAGGACGGAGAGUUCAAGCUUUUGCAGGCUGAAGAGGUGGCUCGUCUCUGGGGAAUUCGAAAGAAUAAGCCAAACAUGAAUUACGAUAAGCUCAGUCGAGCCCUCAGAUACUAUUAUGUAAAGAAUAUCAUUAAAAAAGUAAAUGGUCAGAAGUUUGUGUACAAGUUUGUCUCUUACCCAAAGAUUUUGAACAUGGACCCAAUGACAGUGGGCAGGAUUGAGGGAGACUGUGAAGCUUUAAGUUUCAAUGAAAUAAGCAGCAUUUCCAAAGAUAAGGAGAAUGGAGGGAAGGAGAAACUUCCUCAGCCUGGUACCAAAACGUCCAGCCGCAAUGACUACAUUCACUCUGGCUUAUAUUCUUCUUUUACUCUCAACUCUUUGAACUCCUCUAAUAGGAAGCUUUUCAAAUCUAUAAAGAUUGAGAAUCCAGCUGAGAAACUGGCAGAGAAAAAAUCUCCUCAGGAACCUACACCAUCUGUCAUCAAAUUUGUAACAACACCUUCCAAAAAGCCACCAGUUGAACCAGUUGCUGCUUCCCUUUUGACUGGCCCACGUAUUUCUCCAUCUUCAGAAGAAGCUCUCCAAGUGUUGGAGACACUGGCUUCCCCUAAACUGCCUUCCCUGGAAGCCCCAGCUUCUGCUUCCAAUGUGACUACAACUUUUCCCUCCCCAUCUCCAAUUUCAUCCAUAUCCCCUUUGCAGGAGCUUCCUAGAACACCUUCACCACCACUAAGUUCUAACCCAGACAUUGACACAGAUAUUGAUUCUGUGACUUCUCAGCCAAUGGAACUUCCAGAGAACUUGCCAUUGGAGCCUAGAGACCAGGGUUCAGCUUUGGCAGAAAAGGACAAAACAAACAAUUCAUCAAGAUCCAAGAAGCCCAAAGGGCUAGAGCUGGCACCCACCCUCGUAAUCACCGGCAGUGAUCCAAGUCCACUAGGAAUAUUGAGCCCAUCUCUCCCCACAGCUUCUCUCACACCAGCACUUUUCUCACAGACGCCCAUCUUACUGACACCGAGCCCCUUGCUCUCCAGUAUCCACUUUUGGAGUACGCUCAGCCCUGUGGCUCCUCUUAGUCCAGCCAGACUGCAAGGUGCUAACACACUUUUUCAGUUUCCUUCUGUACUGAACAGUCAUGGGCCGUUCACUCUGUCUGGUUUGGAUGGACCUUCUACCCCUGGCCCAUUUUCCCCAGAUCUACAGAAAACAUAACCUAUGCAGUGGACUGAGAGGACAAAGGAGUAAAGAAAAGAGAAACAUUCAACAUGGUUACAUUUGAAGUGAGCAACUACUAGUUCCACUGUGUUGAUAAGGGACUGUUGUGAUUUCCACCAUUCCCUAUUGAAAUGCCUUUUCUUGAUUCCCUUGGAGUAGAACUCAAGCUGAACUGUGUAUAAAAAUGCCUUAACUGGAGACCUGACUCCACCUCCCUCUUUUUCUUUUCUUUUUAAAAAAACAUUUUGAACUUUGUCUUAAAUUUUGUGGGUGUAAGCAGCUUUGGUGAGGUUUACUAUGCUUUGCAAGAAUAAUCAAGAACACAGGCACUCCUGCCUAGUUGGGAUUCUUUGGCCUGGAAAGAAGUUAUGUGUGGGUCAUAUCUUUAGGACUAAAUAUGCCUUGAUAGGAAAUUAGCAGCAGACUUUUUUAUACAAAGUAAGGUUGGGACAGGGCCAUUGGGAAAAUUCUGUUUUGUUGUCAACCGUAACAUAUGGAAGCAACUCCACAGAGGUGUCUUACUUACAUUUAUUCAGGGAGGGCAGCUUAACCUAACAUCUGAUCUUGUCUGGACCUGCUAGCAGAGCAUGGAGCUAGUCUGCUUCAAUAUAAGAAGAUUGUUAAACCUGGGGUUUAAGACAGUGCUUGAAAGAGCCAGUGAGAAUAUAGCACCCCAUUCCUAGCAUCUGCUCAUGGAAUAUAGCACAGUGAGUGAUGGCUUUUGGGGGAUGAAGUGGGCUCUGAGCAAAAGUCAUUUGGAUAAUGUGAAACAUCUGAGAUUUUUUUCCAGAGUUAGAAGAUAACCCAGAGUAAGGACCCUUUUAUUCAUUUCACCCCAUUCUCUACUGUAUGGGUAUCUUUACUUUUAUUAGAGGUUGUGGUUGUUUUUAAGAUGAAAAGCAAAGUGUAGCCUCCACAUAUAGAAUGACAUAAAGAUGUGCUUAUUCCUUUUUCUGAAAUUAUUUUUAUUUAGCGAGGAACCAAGUUUACUUGGAAAUAAUCAUACACAGAGAUUGAGUCAUUCAUAUUAGUAGUGAAAACUCACCAAAUUUGUUAGUUACCAUGUGAUGAUAGAUACCAGGGUGUAGACGAUUUGUUGAUUACCUAAACUGAAAUAUGCCUUUCUGACACCACCACAGCCCUACCCACCCAUUUACCUACCCACUAGAUGAGUCUUUUAACCCUAGAAACUGUUCCUAAUUUUAAAUCAUGUGACCUAAAUGGAAUAAAGGAGCAAGGAGUCAAGAGCUCAGAAUAACGCUGACAUAAACCAGCAUCUUUCACAUGUAUACUGUUUGAUCUCAGAUGUGUUUAUAUACAAUGUAGAAUAACUCUCGUAUGAGACAUCCAUGCUCAUUUAUUCAGGGAGCUGCCUUUUUGUUGUACUUUUAGUGUUGGAGGCCUGUUACUGGUUCAUUUGUGGUUAUCAGCUGAAAGCUUUGUUCCUGAGAUGUGCAAUAGUAGUGUUUAAAAGGUAUUGAUUAGGAACAGACCUAUUAGAUUUUCCCCCAUGUUGAAUUCUUUAGUUUGCAUGCCUGUUUGAAAUUAGACCUCUCAGCUGCACUUUGGAAUAGUCUUAUUAGGCUAAUUAGUAUUUUGUAUAUUAAGCAAGUAAAUGUUGAUGGGUUGGUUUGGAAGCACAGAAAGUAUUUUAUUUUAUUUGAAUUAAAGGAGAAAAGCCAUUGGGUUGUUUUCACAGAUAGUAUCUCUGAUAAUUAAUUUUCUCAGUACAGGGAUGCUUGGGAACCAGCACCAUUAAAACUCGGUUACAGCAACUUCCUAGGAACCAGUUUUAGUGAGUCCUCUGUCAACCUGUCUUGAAGCCUCUGAGAGGUACUAGGGCAUAGGAGGUUGAUGAUGAUAAGCUUUGACUUUGUGAUCAACUAAUCUGGGAAAGUGUGUGUGUGUGUGUGUGUGUGUGUGUGUGCGCGCGUGUGCGCGUGGUGUGUCUGUGUCAUUUUUUUAAAAGAAAGUUUACAAUCAUUGCUCAAGUAUAUGAGGCAGACCAUUCUAUUUGUAAACUACCUCCUUUCUGGAAAAGUCUCAGCUUCAUUUAAUUUUUUUUUUUAACAUUACAGAGCUCUUUUCAUCAAAAGGUGACAUACCACUUAAUAUCUGAAUUCCCCACUGGCUAGUUGUAGUUAGGUUCCAUCACCAGUCACUUUGUCAGUCAGGGAUAAAUAACUGUUGGGCAAAACAGCCUGAACUAGAGAGGAAUAGGCCUCCUGUGCUUUAAGGCAUCGGCUCUGAUUGUCUAACUUUGUCAUUUGCCCUGACCCUGAAUUACUCACUGGUUUGCUGGGAAGUGUUUAGCAACCAGCCUCUCUGUAGAGGGGGAGAAAAUAGCACUUAAUUUUGUAGCAUUUGCCAAUUUCCACGAUGUAAGUAACUCUCCCUGUGGCUGAUUUUAAGCCACUACCUAGGACCUGAGAAGGAGUGAGCACCAUUGACUCAGCUGCACACAGAACCAGCAAAGCUCCAUGUCUGUCCUACCCCAGGAGAAAGUGGGUUUGCACAGAAGUUCUAAAAUAUUUUUUCUUGUUCAUGUAUGUACUGGUUUUUUAAAAAUCAAAAUCAUGGCUCUGACCUCAGUAAUUCAUUUUCAGUGGCUUCACACAGUUUUUAGUAUAUGUUCUUUGACAUAUUUUGUGAAUUCAAAGGUGGAAACUUCUACCUAGUACUAUAAAAACAUUUUACAUAACGGAAGAGUCCAGAAUCCCUUAAGAGGUCAACAUUAAAAUCUUAUUAGAAAUAUAGACUUAAUUUGUUUCCUGCAUUUUAAAAUGCAGCAUCAGGAAAUGAACUUAGAGUUUCACACAUGCCCGACACUGCUAAGUGGCUUCCUGGGGCCUCUUUCUUUUUUUUUCUUCAGGGUUAUUGAUGGGAUUUGGUGCCUACAUGAAGAAGCCACUUUUCCUGGCAGCCAUUUUUUCCCCCUUGUUUCUCUUUCAUUUGAUAGAACAGAGAGAAAUUGAGGGGGGGGGGAGAAUGAGAAAGACACCUGCGGCACUGCUUCACUACUUAUGAAGUGUCCCCUAGCAGGUGGGGACCGAGCCUUGAACCCAGGUCUUUACAUAUGUAUGCUUAACCUAAUGCACCACCACUCUGCCCCAACUCUCUCCUUUUCUUUUGACUUACAGAAGAGAGACACCACACCACUGCUCCACCAUUCAAGGAGCUCCCCUGGUGCUGCCUGUGGUGUGCCAACAUGGUAAUCAGGGUUCAAACCCAGGACAUUAAGGCAUGAACACUCUGCUUGGUGAACUGUCUCACAGACUCUAAUAGUUUCCAUGUUUCAGAGGUUAAAAAUAGUUUUCUUUCAAAUUUUGAUGAGGAAAGUAAGCCAUGUGUCAGUUUAGUAAAAGGGUACUGGAUUUGUUUUUUAACUGGAAAAAUUCCUUGAGGGUUCAUAUACUGUAUUAGAGAUCAAAAAGAACAGCUAGCUGUUUACCUGGCAAGUUUCUGUUUUCCUUCACGAUGUCACUCAAUGUUGGAUAGCAAAAUGCAUCAGAGACUUAGUGUUCUGAAGUUGUAACUGCACUGUCACUUCAGUUCCAUUCAUGCCUCCGCACUUCAUUCCUGUCUCAGAAUAAGUGUAGUAAUUUUAAUGUUUUAGAAGACUUAGAUGUUUCCAGUGAAUUUCAGCAUAUUAGAGGCAUUCAUAGGUGCUUUUGAAAGCAGUCUUAAGUGCUUUUGAAUACACAACUUGUAAGAGUUUUUGAACAUCAAUAUUCUUUUGCAAUUCCUGCAUCUAUAUGUUAAGUUAUAUGUUGCUAUGUUAAAGCAGUAUGCCUGUAAUAAGAUAUCCAACAAUAGUCAUUAAAGGAUGCCUGGCAUGUGUAAUAAAUCUUGCAAAGAAGUUUCAGUACUUUCUGCACCCAGGAGAUUGUCUUUAGUGCUUUGUUGUGGCAAUCUGUAGUUAAUUUUUGAAGUUCACUUCUUUCUAGGUGACUGGGGGAUGAACUUACUACUAAGCAGACUCCUUGACCCAAUUAUUCAUUAUUUUUAUGUUAGAGAGAGGGAGAGACAGACAGACAAGACAGCCAGCACAUUGCUCCACCAUCUGUAGAACUAUGCUGCUGUCUGUGGUGUUCGUAUGUGGUGCUAGGACUUGAACCCAGGCCCUCACAUUAGUCAUGUGCCACACAGGGUGAGCUGUCUCCUGACUCGGUCUCUUCAUUUAAAAUCUCUGACUUAGGAUACCUGCAGUCUAUUUUUUGGGGGGAAAUGUGGGUGCUUUUGUUGUGAUAUAUGGAGAGAUAUUUUAUAUACUGAUCUUAUUUCCGUGUAUGAUUUUUAGAAGAGAUUUUUCAGGAGUGUUUGUCUUCAACUGUCUCAAACUUCAUUUUAAUUAUUUUCCAGAAAACCCAUUAUACCAUGUUUUCCAAAGCAUCACAUACAUUAUUUUUGAUAGACUGUUGUUUCUUUCCAUUUCAUUAUUAGUCAUGACUCUCAUUUUUAUUUUACUAGUCUGCUUAUAAACUUCUUUUGGAUUUAUUCAUCUUACAUUUUAUCAACAAAUUCAGAAUUGUUUCAGUUUGCUUUAUGUUAAAAUAUAUAAUAGCUUCCAUUUCUUUGCUUCAUUAAUUUUUUAUUUUGAAAUUUGUGACAUUUGAGCAUCUGAAUGAAUUUUUUUUUUUGAUGAGUCUGUUCCUCCUUACAACACUUCAUUUGUUGUGAAUGUAUUUUAUUUGCCCAUUCUAGAAAUCUAGAAUUGAGGUGCCAUUCUUAGAGGUGUACACCAGUAUGGAGCUGUGCACAAGUUUCUGUGCACAAGUCUGAACUCUGAAUGAAUUACCAAAUCAACAAGAAAGUUAAAAGACUACUCAGGAUGUAAUCUGUUGUCUGAGGAUAUGAGAAGAAUAGUCUAUGUCUCAAAAUGGAAUUAAGUUAAUUAUUCAUUCCAGAGUAAUAUAAGGGAAGGAAGUAAUAUAAGGUCAACCUUAAUUGUCUUUUUUGUAGUAGUUAAUUUUUAAUUUUUUAAAUUUUCCCUUUUGUUGCCCUUGUUGUUUUAUUGUUGUAGUUAUUGUUGUUAUUGAUGUUAUUGUAGUAGUUACUUUAACCAGAGAAUGGGAAGAAAACUUUUUUUGUUGUUGUUGUUAAUUAUUUUCUUGGUUUUAGAUCAGUUAAAUGUUUUGUUAUUGUUUUUAAUGCUGUUGGCAUUGCUUGAAAUUUUUUCCUAUAUCAUCAGAAUUCUACUUAUAGAAGUUGAAGUUUUAAUCUUAGGAUCUAGAAGUCUUGUGGGUGGUAAUGCAUUAAGCAAGAAAGGAAGGUGGCUUGAUUUCAUUUCUCAUACUUGAUAGAACCUGCUAGCAUAAAAGUCAUGUUUUGACCUGUAAACAAGCAAAUCUGAAAGGCGAGUUGUUGAUGGCAGUAUAAACGUUCCACUUGAAGCUGCCUCUUUCUUCAAGCUACUCUUCUAGUGGGGGAAGUGUGAUAAAUUGAUAGUCGACCAGAAAGCAAUUACAGGGCCUGCCAUUCACAUUUAGCGAUUGUGAGAGACGGAAAUCCAGUCAUUUGUGUGAGAUGGGAAAUGUUGGCUCUGAGUGUUCUGUAGAAACCAGGAGAUUCAAACUGUUGUUACUAUCACUUAAGUGAAAUCUUUAACUAGAAAAUAAGGGUACAAUCAGAUGUAAGUCUCUUGAACUCUGAUACUUGAGUUUUAUAAUGCUUAUAAAACUCAAAAUAUUAUGAGACUUAACUUUCAUUUCUAAGUAUUUACUUGGGAAACUAGAAGAUUUCUUUCCAAGUCAUUUUGAUGUAUUGGUUGAGGACAUACAUGUUUGUGUCUGUAUAGUGAUGAAUUGACUGAGAGAGAGAGAGAGUGUGUGUGUAUGUGUGUGUAUAAAUCUAUUUUUAGAGGCAAUGUAUAUAAUUCAUCCUGUAGGAUAUAUUUUAUACUAAAGAAGUUUGACUGCACUUUGCAGUGGUCACUUUUUAAAACUAAUGACUCAUACAUUUCACUUUUUUUAAAAAAAACAUAGAAUCAUAAACUCAGUGUUUGCCAACAUUUUAGAAAUGUAAUGCUACACGUGACAAAAUCUAACAGAAAUCUUAAACUUCUCAUGCUCCUAAAUCUCUAGGCAAAUAAGGAUGCCUUUGUAUAGAAUCCCUAUAUUUGCUUUUGAAUAAAAUCUGUAUUAUGUUGGGCUCUGAGUUUCUCAGAGAGGAUGCUUAGACUAGAAGUCGUGUUUCUAAAAUACUGAUCUGACCAUGAACGGUGGAGGGGCUCUGCCAUAUAGUAGACUAAGUUUUCUGUACAUAGUAAGCACUAGUAGAAACCCCAGAGUACCUCGGACUGAAUAUUAUUCUCAGCUUUGCCUUACUUCCCAUUUUCAUAGGGGCCUAUUAUGGUUUCUGUCCCUUCCAAGGAUUACGAGCUAUGCUAGGACAGAUCUAGGACCUUCUGGGUGGGUGGAAGGUGUGGGGUGUCCUGUAGCUAGCUGGGCCAGAGUUCUAGCCACCGGAAUCAUUUGAGUAUGUCUAAAGUUCAGGGGGUGAGAAUGCCAGAUAUGGGCAUUAGAUCGUUUGGCACUUUGUGGAAACCAUUAUUAGCACUGUUUGCUUUUAAUAACUGGAAGCCCUUACUGACAAUUCUGUUUAAUUUCAGCUUAAGGAUAUUGAGGGUUGGGGUGGGGGGUAAGGUUUAUUUGUCAUGUAUCUUUAUGAAACUUGAGACUGUCUGGGGAAGUGUUAAAUGUAUUAUCUAACAAGCCAUUCGUCUUGGCUUUGUAUGGGAUGCUCUACACUUUUAAUAUUGUGCUUUUGUAGAAAUGUCUGACUACUUUAUUAAGUUGCAGUUGCUGGAAUACACUCACCUUGUAAACUAUCCAAUUUUAAGUUACUUCUGUUUAAUCGUUGCUUAUUGUCACGUGUGGGGGCACAGUUAAUUCUAACACAUUUCAUAUUUUUUGUCUUUAAUGGCAGUAUUACCUUUGUAUGCCUUUGCAUGUAUAUUACAUUCAUUGCUUUUCUGCUAAACUAGCUUAUUUUAUGAAUGUCCCUGCCUAGUAUUAGUUAACUAAGAUGCAUAACUAAGAAAGGGAUUGGAAAGAAGUGAAUACAAUUAAUUUUUGAUUACUUGAGGUCUGUUUGGUUUGGCCAUUGAAUCUUUUUCUAAUCAUCUGUUUCUUCACUUUUGCCUUCUAGUAGUUUCAUUUAUCUUUGUGGACAGGGGAGGUUAAAUAUGAAACUCAGUUCAGUCAUUUUUCUUCCUAUGUUUGAGGUGAAUAAAUUUUUAGCAAAAAUUAGUUGUUUUUUUUUUUUACAUCAUGCCCAUUGUUUACCACAUGAUUUUUUUUUACUAAAAAAAUAUGAUUUUGUAUUUUGAAGAACAAAUACUUUUUCUGUGAGCCAUAUAAGAUCUUUCAAAUUAGACCUACUUGAAAAUUAAAUAAUGAUUAAAUAAUAAUCUUGAUUUUCAUCUAUCCAAUCUGUAGUUCAGAUGAAAAGCAUUUGUCUGCUAUAGACAUGAGAGAUGUUUCCUUUAUGUCAGUGUUUUAAUUUGGGAUAAGUGUAAUACAUCAGGAUUAUCUCCUUAAACCUGUAUAAGCUCAGCUAGGUAGGACAGUUACUUCAUUGUUUAGUUUCACCAUUUAUUUCAUUGCAAGAGAUCAUAAUACCCAGUAUCCACCACUUUUGUGUUAACCAAAUAGUUAAAUAUAAUGCAAAAUGCACAACCAAGGCAUGAAUAACUUAGUGUCAUAAUGAUCUGUCUGAAUUUCAGUGUAAUUUGUAUUCAGGAGAGCCUUCAAAAUAUUAAAAUAUUUGUCUUUUUGUAAAAAUUUUGGUAAUUUUAUAGCUGCUAACAUUUAUUAAAGUCAGAUUAAUUGUUGAGGCGACUGAAGAGAAACUGUCGUGUCUUCCUGCUAAGCAGAUUUGUUUUCCUUUUGAAAACAAAGGGAUAUUGUUGACAGUUGAUAAGGCAGAUUAGCUAAGAGUGUUGGAUGUGUUUGUAUUCCAUUUAUUUGUAUUGCAGUGAGGAAACUACAGAGUUUAGGCAGGUAGGGAAGAGAAUACGCUUGCACUUUGAGGGCUUUUUGUAUUAUGCUGCUUUUAAAAGAAAAAAAGUAUAGUUGAUACUCAGUGCACUUCCAGAUUCAGGGAGGGGCUGCUCUGAAUGACCAGUCAGGUGAUCUACUUCUCUUGAGCUUCAAGUUUUAUGCACAGAUUUUAUUAAAUUCUACAAUGGUGAUAUGCAUCUUUUUAGAAAAAUGAUACAAAAAUAUCUUGUGUAAGAACUGACAGGAAUUUGCUUUGUAUAAUGGCAAGCUGGCUUUAAGAAAGCACUGUAACCACUUACUCAAGUUCAAAAUGCUAUAGAUAUGUUAACAGAUACAUGUGCGUCCAGAUAUAAACAGUUGUAUUUUUUUAAAUAAAUAUUGUUAACAAAAUGA